UGUUUUACUCCGGAAGAAAUGUGGGUGAGGUCCUUCUAUUUCCGUAUCUGGGAAAGAGCAGUGGUGUGUUUUCAGCGUCUGUCUUGAACGGUUAAAAAAAUGCAGGACCCUAAUGCAGAUACUGAGUGGAAUGACAUCCUGAGAAAGAAGGGGGUCCUUCCUCCCAAGGAGAAAACUCAGGAUGAGGUUGAGGAGGAAGCUCUAGAGAAGCAGAUACUUCUUCAGCAGGAAUCUGUUGUGAAAACCUAUGAGAGCAUGACUCUGGACGAGCUGGAUGAGAACGAGGAUGACUUCAGUGAAGAGGACGAGGCCGCCAUCGAGAUGUACAGACAGAAGAGGCUUGCGGAAUGGAAAGCCACCCAGAUAAAGAAUUGCUUCGGUGAAGUAGUGGAGAUCUCUGGGCAGGACUACAUCAAGGAGGUGAACAAAGCUGGAGAGGGAAUCUGGGUCGUGCUCCAUCUCUACAAACAGGGAGUACCUCUGUGUACCCUGAUAAACCAGCAUCUAUCAGAGCUGGCCAGGAAGUUCCCCCAGACCAAGUUCCUCAAGUCCAUCUCCACCACCUGCAUCCCCAACUACCCCGACCGCAACCUGCCCACCAUCUUUGUCUACCACGAGGGAGAGAUGAAAGCACAGUACAUCGGGCCUCUGGUCUUCGGAGGCAUGAACCUCAAAGUUGAAGAGCUGGAGUGGAGGUUAUCGGAAUCUGGCGCUGUCAAGACAGACCUGGAAGAAAACCCCAAGAAGCAGAUUGAAGACAAGCUAAUGUCGUCGAUUCGAUCCACUCUCCCCACACGGAAAGACAGUGACUCAGAAGAAGAGAACUAGCCCCCUAACUGCCAAAUAACAUUAAUCUAAUGCUCCACUAUCACGGAGUGGGGAUGGCUCUCUACUGUGGUGAUGCGUUAAAAUGCACACCUCUUCCUAGGCUUACCGCAGAGAGGCUCCAUCAGAGUACUAUGCCUUCCCGGUUGAAGGAUCUCGUGUUAAGUGAUCAUUCUCCUAAAUCAGAUCGGACUCUUCAACAGUGUUUCUACAGAACCUUUGGUUGAAGAUUGUCAUUUUUUAUUUUGCAUAUGCGUUUUAUAAUAUGACAAUAUAAAUAUAUACAAUUCUAAUUGUUAAAUUAAAUGUAAGUAGCCAUUCACCCAUGCCAUAAUCACGGUUGACAGUUUUUUAAUAAAGUGUUCGCUGUGAUCUGUGUAACCAUCACAUAAAGGACUCCUUUGGUGUA
This is a messenger RNA of Coregonus clupeaformis (lake whitefish), 1234 nucleotides long. Its product is annotated as phosducin-like protein 3. Gene Ontology annotation, biological process: angiogenesis; protein folding; positive regulation of gene expression. The record is from RefSeq and is a predicted model, not a curated record. Gene Ontology annotation, cellular component: cytoplasm. Bases 100 to 828 code for a protein of 242 amino acids. The transcript has 6 exons. NCBI's taxonomy places the organism in Eukaryota, Metazoa, Chordata, Actinopteri, Salmoniformes, Salmonidae.